Messenger RNA from Fusarium fujikuroi IMI 58289, 858 nucleotides. RefSeq lists its product as uncharacterized. The record is from RefSeq and is a predicted model, not a curated record. NCBI's taxonomy places the organism in Eukaryota, Fungi, Ascomycota, Sordariomycetes, Hypocreales, Nectriaceae. The coding region runs from base 1 to 858 and encodes 285 amino acids. The transcript has a single exon.
AUGUCGGGCAAAAAACUUCCUGAGCUUGCGGGCUUCAAAACCAUCAACGCCAAACUCCUCGUCAGCGAGGAGACUUCAGGGAAAGCACCCGCGGACCAUCCAGCUGCUGUUGUCAUCUACGGCUGGGGCGAUGGACUUGCCAGACAUGUUGGAAAAUAUGCUGAGGGCUAUCGCGCUCUUUUCCCUCAUUCCAAGAUUCUUAUCAUCUUGAGCCCUAUUUCCGACGCUAUGUUCACGGGUCUUGAGACACGAACACGCGCCAUGCAGCAUGUUAUCGACAACCUCGAUGGACUUCUCGAUGAAAAGACAGCGCCUAUUCUUAUUCACAGCAUGUCCAACACGGGUGCUAUCAGCUACGCCACUACGCUCAAGGCUUUCAGGGACAAGAAUGGUAGGCAGAUGCCUCAUCAACUUCUUGUCCUCGACUCAACGCCCGGAAACCCCUUUUGGUCGUGGGAGAGACUAGGUCAAUGGUCCCACGCCAUGGCCCUCGGCACCGCCAAGUUCUUCCCCUGGCCUUUUGUCAUCACCAAGGGCAUCUGGGGCUUUGUGCUCACCUUGGACGUCGUUAUCAAGAAGCUCACAGGUGGAGAGCCUUCUGGUGCUUUCGCCCUGCGAGUUGUGGACGAUACAAACUACGAGACACUAGACUCCAAGCGAUUGUAUCUCUACAGCAAGGAGGAUCAGAUUAUUUCUCAUAUGGAUAUCGAGGGCUAUAUUGCUGAGUCUCAGCAGAGAGGCUACGAGACUCGACAGGAGCUGUUUGUGGAUACUGACCAUGUUGGACACAUGCGUGAGCAUCCUGAGCAGUACUGGAAGGCUAUCUCAGAAGCCUGGAAGUGGAGUAAUGACGAGUAA